CUGAGACCGUGAGUUUCAGUAAACGGGGCUUUCACAUUAUGAAGAAGAAAACAAAAGAGAGAGAAUAGAUUCGUGGAACUCCCUGUACCAUUCAAGCUUUUUCAUCAGUCAACUUCAUUUCCUUUUUCUUUUUUUUUUUUUUUGGUCACUUUCUGGUAUUGUACGUACCAUCAAGUUCCCUAAAUUCUGCAACGUUCAUAACUCAUCAAUCAAUAAAUUUACGAAUUAAUUUGUACUAAUCUACCUGUUUAAGCAAAGAUUUGGGGUUUCUUUUAUGUUUUGCCAAAAACUGUUCCUGGGUCUACAUCAUCAUCGUCGUCAUAUUUCCCUUUCCAUCCCUUCAUUUAAACUCUCUCUUUACAUUCAAACUCUAGUUGUAUGGGCAUCUACGUCGCAUGUUAAUGCACCCCCUCUCCUCUCCUCCCCUCCCCUUCACUUCUUUUUCUCUUUGAUCUUUUGAGUUUAAAAGCCUUUCAGGGGGUAGUGAAAGCGGAAGCUGCUGAGCAAAGAGAGAGAUGGGAAGAUCUCCAUGUUGUGAGAAAGUAGGGUUGAAGAAAGGGAGAUGGACGGCCGAGGAAGAUGAAAUAUUAGCAAACUACAUUAAAGCAAAUGGUGAAGGAUCCUGGAGAUCUUUGCCCAAGAAUGCAGUUUCUUUUUUAUUUGGUUGUUGUUGUUGGAAAGGGUUGUUGAGAUGUGGGAAGAGUUGCAGGUUGAGAUGGAUAAAUUAUUUGAGGGCUGAUUUGAAGAGAGGGAACAUCACUGCUGAUGAGGAAGAAACCAUUGUUAAGUUUCAUAGUGCUUUGGGAAAUAGGUGGUCUUUCAUUGCUGCACAAUUGCCAGGACGAACUGACAACGAGAUUAAGAAUUACUGGAACUCUCAUUUAAGCCGGAAAAUUUACAGUUUCAGCAAGACAAUCAAAGAGACAAAACCAACUGAUCUGGAUGCAAUCAAAACAGCGGAAGACCAUCAACGGAAGAGAAGAUGCGGCCGUACCAGUCGAUCCGCCAUGAAAAGACAAAAGCUAGCUUUGAUGUCUUUGGGUAUUUCUAAAACAGUUACCCCAAAUGCCCAAGAAAGCAGCCAUGGGGAAACCCUGGAAAUGCAUGGCUCUUGCAUGCACAGCAAUGCAGCUGGGCAGCCCCAAGGCAAUUAUGAUGAGAGUGGAAGCAAUGGUGGAAGAGCAUUAAGUACUAAUUCCGGGGAAGAAAGCUCAGGUGAUGGGAUUGAAAAUGAAGUGCUGCUGGGACCAUACGAGUGGCUCGACAAUGAAAUAAAGCGUCUCAGCUGUAUCCUACAGCGAAGUCAAGGCGCGGAUCCAAGUGGGAACCAUGGGGGGGUAGUCGACAGUGUCAAUGGGGUUAUAAAAGAUACUCAAAAUGAUGCGAGAGAAAGAGAAAGCUAUGGCAUUGGGAGCUCAUCAUCCAAUACUACUGAGAUUACCGAUCAUCAUGGUGAUGAAUGGCAGAUGUGUAACUCAUCUGUUGAUUUCAUUGGUGAUUUCCAGUGGUGUGAUGAUCAUCAGUGGGAAUUAUCAUGGGAUGAUUUAGAGAAGGCGUUCUGUUGGUCAUGGGAUGAUGCCAAUGGUGAUGAUGAAGCUGGAAAGAACACUUGAGUGUUUUAUUUUUAUUUUUUUUCUGGUGGAAAGAAAAAAAGCACUCAGUUAAUAUAACAUUAAUGCAGCAUUCAGCAAUUGGUAUAAAUGGUAAAUGAUCUUUUUAAAA
Molecule: messenger RNA, 1722 nt
Organism: Gossypium arboreum
Lineage: Eukaryota; Viridiplantae; Streptophyta; Magnoliopsida; Malvales; Malvaceae
Product: transcription factor MYB111
Exons: 3
Coding region: 516-1613 (365 amino acids)
Source: RefSeq, a predicted model, not a curated record